CUGCUGCCAUUUUACAAAACUGCUAAAGUGACAUACCACAACAACAACUAAUUGGCAUGUAGUAGACAGCUUGUUUCCGAAAGUACAGUGUAAAUAACGUUAUAUUGUAAGCAAACAUCCACAACGACACUUUGUUUUAAGCACAAGUCAAAUUAACAGUGCCGUAAAAACACGGUGGGAAGAAGAUGAAUGGGUCUCUGGACCACCCCGACCAACCAGACGUUGACGCCAUUAAGAUGUUUGUCGGACAGAUUCCACGAUCCUGGUCCGAGGAGCAGCUUCGUGAGCUGUUUGAGCCUUAUGGACCAGUGUAUGAGAUUAAUGUUCUCCGAGACCGCAGCCAGAAUCCACCACAGAGCAAAGGCUGCUGUUUUAUAACAUACUAUACUCGCAAAUCAGCCUUGGAAGCACAGAAUGCUCUGCACAACAUGAAGAUUCUGCCAGGGAUGCACCAUCCAAUCCAGAUGAAGCCAGCUGAUAGUGAGAAAAACAAUGGUGUGUUUAAUGUUGUGUUGAAUACAGCAGUGGAGGACAGGAAGCUGUUUAUUGGAAUGAUCUCCAAGAAGUGUAACGAGAACGACAUCCGACUGAUGUUCUCUCCGUAUGGACAGAUAGAGGAGUGUCGGAUACUUCGGGGCCCUGAUGGACUCAGCCGUGGUUGUGCCUUUGUGACAUUCACAUCAAGACAAAUGGCCCAGUCAGCCAUCAAGUCAAUGCACCAAUCCCAGACCAUGGAGGGCUGUUCAUCACCCAUCGUGGUGAAGUUUGCAGACACUCAGAAGGACAAGGAGCAGAAGCGCAUUGCCCAACAGCUACAGCAGCAGAUGCAGCAACUUAGUGCUGCUUCCAUGUGGGGAAAUCUCACUGGGCUCAACAGCCUGGGGCCACAGUACUUAGCACUCUACUUACAGUUGCUCCAGCAGUCAGCCUCCACGGGGAAUGCACUCAACAACCUGCACCCUGUUUCAGGUCUUAACGCCAUGCAGAACCUGGCUGCUUUAGCAGCAGCAGCAACUGCCACACAGGCCACGCCCACAGGCUCCAGCGCCAUGACAACAUCUAGUAGCCCACUAAGCGCACUAACAAGCUCAGGCUCCUCCCCCAACUCCAGCAGCAACUCAUCAGUGAACCCCAUGGCUUCUUUAGGGGCCCUGCAGUCUCUGGCUGCUGGUGCUGGAGCUGGCCUCAACAUGGGCUCCCUGGCAGGCAUGGCAGCGCUGAAUGGCAGCCUUUCUAAUGGCUCAGGAAACACCAUGGAGGCACUGAGCCAGGCCUACUCAGGCAUCCAGCAGUAUGCUGCUGCUGCGCUCCCCAGUCUGUACAACCAGAGCCUGCUGUCCCAGCAGAGCGUGUCAGCCGCAGGCAGCCAGAAGGAAGCCAGUGACAGCCGCAGCACCGGCCCAGAAGGUGCAAACUUGUUCAUUUACCACCUGCCUCAGGAGUUUGGAGACCAGGACCUGCUCCAAAUGUUCAUGCCCUUUGGAAAUGUAAUCUCUGCUAAAGUCUUCAUCGACAAACAGACUAACCUCAGCAAGUGUUUCGGCUUUGUGAGCUAUGACAACCCUGUGUCAUCACAGGCAGCCAUCCAGUCAAUGAAUGGUUUCCAGAUCGGUAUGAAGAGGCUGAAGGUGCAGCUGAAGCGCUCAAAGAAUGACAGCAAGCCCUACUGAAGAUGCUGAGGCGAUGCAGAUCUAGUUAGGCAGGGUAGUGUUAUGGUAAGUGAAGUAUGAAUAACCAACUAAGACUGGUCUACUCGAAACCUGUCUGUGCAUGACAGGGAAUGGCUGCUGCGCUGCCUCUCCGGGUCAUUACAACAAGUCCCAGCUAAGAGACACAUGAAGCUACAUGCAAGAGUUUUCAGGCUAGGCUGGAUUCUCCCUGUGUUAUGUUGUGGUUUAUGCAGUUUGUUUUUCUUUUAACAAAUAAGAGAAACAAAUGUAUUUUCAUUUAAGUUGAAAUGUUAUCAGUUUGCUGUGUUACAUAAUACACAUAUUGUCUAGCUGACAAUCUAGCUGAUUGUUAGGAUGUGUUGCACACAUCGACAGUCAGGUGCCAAACCCAUCUGUUUGUUCUUCCUGUUCUACCUCCCCUGAACCACCCAGACCCAGGACAAAGCUCCUGAAAGGAGGCAGCAGCUUAAAAAGACAGAGCCACAUUCGUUUAGGAACAGAAAUCAUUGCUCGGUUUUCUUUUACAUUUUCACAAACCAAAAUGCUUUCCCUUAUGUAUGUGUUGGGUAUGUGUAUUAUCUCUUGAAAUGGAGACAGUGUAUGUGAUAUAGACCUAAAUUAGUUUUAAGGCACAGAAGCUUAGAUUGUUUAGAAGAGGGAGCUCCACCAAAACAUGCACCUGGCAUUUAGACAUACGUAUGGGACAAAUGAAAGGAAAAAACAGAAUAAACAUGUGGAGAAACAUAUCAGAUGCAGAUGCUUGGUGCAGCAGCGCUCACUGAACGAUUUGGUGAGGCUUGUUCCACAGCGUGGUGGCCUGACCCUAUACUGAGACACUUCAUGUGGGCUUUUCCUUUCAAUUGUCACCCAUCUGUAUGUGUCUAAAUGUGUGUGUGUGUGUGUGUGUGUGUGUGUGUGUGUGUGUGUGUGUGUGGGCAUAGUCCAAAUCAGUGACUGUUGGAGCUGUUGACAUCUUAUUCCCGUUUCUCUUGUGUUUCAACUCUGAGCUAAAGUCACUGAAGUCAGGUUUAACCAACACCCCUCCAUGACCUUCCUCCUGAUCUGCUGUGCUUGUAUGGUUGUCUCUGUUAACUGAGUUAAUUUGAAGAUGACACAUUAGCAGCUGUUGCAUGGCUUACACUUAUCAAGUGGCCUUGGGCCUACACUUUUGCUUAUGGGUUGUGUUGUAUACAAACAAUGGCUGGAAUGGAUUUCUGUAUGACUAAAUAUUAUACUUCUAUCAAGUUGUGUACUGACUGCAUUUAUUGUAUUUUUCACAUUUCAAAUGCAGUUGAAUUUGGAUGUAAGUACAGACUUUUCCAGAAGACUGAAACACAUGAUGUUUUGGUGGUGCUCCUCCUGUGCGUCUGCACUGAGACAGGUCCAAGGUCAGGCUGAUAAGGCUGUGAAGCCCUGCUGUCAGCUGUAGCUUGCAAUACUGUCAUAUCCAAGAGUCUGUCUAAUACAGAAGUAGUGCUUUGUAUACAUACAUUUUACAGUUUAAGUUAGUUUCUACCUUCAAUCCAGGUGUUUUGUAAAAAAUCUUCAACAUCCCUCAGCUGUCCUGCUAGCUAGCAACUAGCCAAUAUAUACAGCUACACCAAUUUGUCUCUCACAGAAUGUCUUCUGUAUUGGCAAAUUAGUGUCACUACAACAGACAAACAUGUUAGUUGCAUAGAAAUUAUGUUUCUUUUAAAUAGAACUAGCAAACAAGACAAUUGUUGAGAUGUAUAUUUAAACUAUCAUGCCUUUUCUAUUUUUAUAUAGGUUUUAUACUUCUCCUGUGUGUUGGGGAACUAUUUAUUGCCUAAAUUAUUUAUCUGAAUUGAAAUUAUUUUGAAAGACAAAUGUAAAGUCCAACAGUCUAUGUCAUUGUGGCAUAAACUGUGUGUAGGAUCCAUCAGUGCUGCUACAGACUUCAUAGAACCCCCCUCUGUCAUCCAUGCAUUUAUUCAUCUGAAUAAAUAACAAAUUUUCCAAAAACAUAGAGAGCAUAGUUUACACGAAACGUCAGCAUGCGCCUGUUGCUUCUGUCUUUCUUUUUGAAAAAAUAGUCAUCUGAUGUGUUGUGAACAACUGUGCCCCAGGCAAAGUCCUGGGUGUAUUUCUAGUAGUAGAACUAGUUCAGGUCCUGGUGUAAGGUCCAAGUCCAAGUCUGGGCAAAACAGUCUAGACAGCCAGAGUAAAAGUAUGCGAUGUGAGUAAGAGCAGUGUGCUCAGAGAAGCUCUCACUCCUACAGAGCAUGCAUGUCAGUGCAGUUGAAGGUCACCGUGUCUGGUUUUAAGUUAGUGCUGGACAUUUCUUGGUAUAUCUUAUACAAGAGCAUUAUUGCUGUUGCACAGAAACUAAUGAUUAUGUAUCUGGAACCUUUUAGUCAUAACUGAUCCGGCUGUGUUGUGAUUUAAGAUUCUAUGUGUGUACAGUGUAAGGCCAUAGGUCCCUUGUGACCUUGUUUCAUUUUUGCCGUGGCACACUAGCUGCUGUGAGGAUCUGGGGCAGCAGGACGCUGUGUGUGGGACUGAGUCAGAAUAAGCAACAGUGUGGGUGUUCAUGGUGAUGAAGGAACCCAGUUCAGAGGUGAGGCUCACUAACUGUCUUUUAUAGUAGUUUGAAAACAAUGGAGCGCUAUGCUACAGAGGAUUAAGAUACACACACAGACAACAAUACCUGUUAUUUGUGACUAUAGAAAAUCUCACCAGACGUAUGCUUUUUAAAUUGUGGGUAAAAUGGAAGAUGUCAGAAGUGAAGCAGGAGGCAUAUUAUUUGUCAGAUGGAACAUGAUAAGAAUGUUCAUGUGUAAAUGGAAAGACAAAAGUAACAACUUUCAACUACACAUCAUGUAUCCAUGUGAUUUUUCAGAUGCAUGCUGUGUAGCUUCAGAUUUUCCCUUUUGUUCCAGGCAGCAGUUUGUUUCUGUUCAUUUCUUCAUGGCAUGGAAGUCAAAUAGUUUACUCCAUCAGCAUAAACAUCCGUUCUGCAUUCAUCUUUGUUAAAGUUGCAUGUUUAUAAAGCAAUGCAGACUUUUUAAAGCGCUCUGCACUAAAACUAUUACUAAGCAAUAACUGACAAAAAUCACCUGCUGUUCACAGUGACGGUCCUGAACAGUUCACAGUCGGCUCGGAGAGUUUCAUAAAGAAAUGAAUGGAAACCAGUAACUGCCCUGACUGGUUGAAAUAUUACAUCAACGCAGCAACAUGAUUUGCACAAUGGUUGGCUAUGCUGUAUAAUUAGUAGUACUUCAAAUACCUUUUUAGAAAAUUAUUCAGUAAUUUGAAGUAGCAUGCAGUAUGGCACCUUAACAGCUUCUAAUCAACGAUUCUAAAAGAUUAGUAUAAAAAAGUUAGUUCCAGUGGCACUGCUCAGCCUCUAUAUGUGAUCACUUGUAUUUGGAAAACAUGCUGGACUGUAGCUGCUGUUCCAGAACUCUGCUUCCACCUGCAUGCUGUGACUGACUGUGCUGGCAUUUUAAUUAGGCUGACGUGUGUGUGUACUGUUGUUGUUAUCCACAUCAGUUCCUGGUAGGGCUGGGCUACAUAGCCAAAUAUGUUAUCAUGAUAAAACAUUUCAUAUCUGUCGAUAAUUAUCAGUUUAAAAAAAGUUAAAAGGCUGAUUUUUGCUCCUGAGUGAACGUUUAAGAAACCAGAUGGUUAAAGUGGCUAAAUGUAGUUUUUUAAUUAAAUCACUUAUUUAUAAAUCAAAUUUUUUCUUCUUUUUUGUCAAUGGGCUAUUCUGCUUCUUAUGUGAGGACCCCAGGUCGGGAUGUCGCCCUGUGCGCGCUCCCGAGAACAAAAUGCAGACCACUAAGACGUAAAACAAGUGGCUCCCAGCACAACACAGACUCCAACAUAAACUCCACGUAAGGAUAAAAAAAACAAAGUUUUAUGUGCUUGGCCCAUCAGACCAAACAGGUUCAGAUGAUAUCAGUUGAAAACAGUGAACAUCGGAAAGGCUGGAGAAACAAGAAGAGAGUCACAUUAGUUCACCGGUUAAGCCAAGUAGUUGCGUUGUCCGGUGCAAAGUUGUAUGGAUUUUCACAUUACUUCACCAACUAACGCGACCCAUGUUACUAUCCUGUGUACAACAAGUGUUGGCUUAGCCUGCAAGAAAUGAUGUAACAGUAAAAAGCAAAUGUGGAGCAAUUUGUUUACUAGCCUAGGGCAGCCAGCUAACGCUACAUUAGCUCGGACCUGCCGCUGCUUGCUUCGUUCAAUUUAGAUGCUUCGAUCGAUCGCUCACCGACCGUAUUCAGCUGAUAAUGGCUUUAAUUAGAUUGAUCAGUGGUCUCAGGCCGAUCAGAUGAUGCAAUACUCGCCAGACAAAUUUUCAAAGGCAGCUAAAAUGUUUCACUACGCAGUCUGAGCAGUUUUCAAAGCUAGCUAGCACCAAAGUCCUUUUCAGACAGGAAGCGACUGAUGCCCCAGUUAAUCAUUUACAAUGAGAGUUGAGCAGCAAUCAGACAAGCGGAGCAACAAGCCGGAGCGAUCACGUGAAACUGUCACAGUCGUGCUCAUCUCACCAAAAUGGAGACCUUUUGCUACGUUUCCGCCUCCCGUCCACAUUAAAACGGCGAAUCCGUGGGCAAAAACUGAGGACCCGUGUUGCUUUCAGUAACAGUCCCAGCUGCUCCUCUCUCUGCCCCUCUUUCUACUCCUCUCUGCGCCCCUCUCUCUGCCCCUCUCUGUCCCCCCUAAACCCCACAGAACCUGCCUGAGCUUUCCACAACAAAAAGCAGCUACUUCAGAGUUUAUCAUGGACUCAGGAUGCCUGUUCUCCUUUAUCUCCUAAAUAGUUUGG
Messenger RNA from Micropterus salmoides (largemouth bass), 6465 nucleotides. RefSeq names its product cugbp, Elav-like family member 1 (gene celf1). NCBI's taxonomy places the organism in Eukaryota, Metazoa, Chordata, Actinopteri, Centrarchiformes, Centrarchidae. Gene Ontology annotation, biological process: mRNA splice site recognition; regulation of alternative mRNA splicing, via spliceosome. Bases 186 to 1670 code for a protein of 494 amino acids. The transcript is spliced from 14 exons. Gene Ontology annotation, cellular component: cytoplasm; ribonucleoprotein complex; nucleus. The record is from RefSeq and is a predicted model, not a curated record. Gene Ontology annotation, molecular function: mRNA 3'-UTR binding.